Messenger RNA from Styela clava, 2144 nucleotides. RefSeq lists its product as uncharacterized. NCBI's taxonomy places the organism in Eukaryota, Metazoa, Chordata, Ascidiacea, Stolidobranchia, Styelidae. Gene Ontology annotation, cellular component: membrane. The record is from RefSeq and is a predicted model, not a curated record. Gene Ontology annotation, molecular function: alpha-(1->3)-fucosyltransferase activity.
UGGCACUAAGACGACAAAGAUGUAAAUACCCAAAGGGCAAAUCUAUAUUAUUUCGAUGCAUCAAUCUUCAACAAUAAACAAAGAAGAUAUUUCGUGACCGUGUCUAACAUGAAGUCGUCGCAAACCUGUCACAGCCCAUUCGUUUAUCGUCUGAAUCUAUACUGUGUUUACAUAAUCAUCCUUGUAUCCAUCGUCAUGAUCGCUAACCAGUGCAACCUCCUUUCUUCAUUUACUUACAAACAAAGAAAAAACUCGUUCAGAAAUAUUUUGAAUGUUCGAUUUCACUCGGAGUCGAACUCUAAAUUAGAAACAAAGGAAGAUGUGAAUGUUCAAGUUGUAGAAGAGUUUCAAAAUUUUAAUGGCGAUUAUCAAGAUAUGGUUAUCGUUGAAGUAGAUGAAGCAUCCGAUGAAAACUCGACAGGUUUUGAAUAUGUUACUGAUCAACCACUUGUUACCACAUUCGGAAACAUUUCGUUUGAAGAUUACCAAACUUGGCAGGAAUAUCUGAAAACAAAAUCAGAAUAUUCUGACGAAACUUCGUCAAAGCUCGACAAAUCUAUGCCAACGAUAUUAUUCUGGAAUCCAAAACAAUUCCCAGACAGUAUGAUACCGAAAGAACCUAUUUGUGGGGGUGGAUGCAACAUCGUGACAGAUCGAGGGCUGUAUAAUGUUAGUGAUGCGAUUCUCUUUACGAUGAAAGAAUAUAACCUGACUGAUUUGCCGAAUAAAUCGUGGAGAUAUCCCAAUCAAGCGUACGUAUGGUGGUCUGAAGAGAGUACAUGGACUUCCAAGAUCAUGUAUGAGAAGAGGUUGGAUCAGAUAGAAGAAAACUUUUUCAAUUGGACAAUGACAUUUAAACGAACAUCAGACGUAAAUGCAAUGAUGAUUCCGUAUAAAGCCCGUGACUUUGUACGCCAAAGGCUAUAUGAAUAUAAAAAGCUCCAUCCAACUUCAACAGACACGAAAGUUUUACCCGGAGACGAAUUUAUCCCAUCAGGACCCAAAACAGCUAGAGAAAUUUCCUAUUAUAAAUCCCAAGCAUCAAAACUAUUGCAACGGAAGAUCAAAACGGCGGCAUGGGUCGCUACAAAUUGUGGCUACACAGCUGGAGCAGUGUUGCGGAGAGAUCUUGUAACAAAAUUGCAAUUCCAAGGUCUUCAAGUAGAUAUCUACGGUGGAUGUGGCAAUGAAGACGUUCCCAAAACAUUGGCAGACUUUUCUGAAAUGCUAUCAGAGUACAAAUUUUAUCUUGCAUUCGAAAACGCGUUACAUUGUCGGGAUUACAUCACAGAAAAAUUUUGGUAUAACGCACUGUACGCUGGGGUAGUUCCAGUAAUAUGGGGUCCUUUGAAAAUAGACGUAGAAGCAGUUGCACCUCCAGAUUCCUACAUUCACGCCGAAAAUUUUGAUUCGACGGAACACCUUGUUGAUUAUCUUAUACAACUAAGUAAAGAUGAUGAAUUAUAUAUGCGAUAUUUUACAUGGUGGUGGAAAACUCCUGGAUAUUUUCCUAUUUUUGGAGUAACAGAAACGAAAGAAAGCAUAGGUAAUAAAGGUGCCAUGUUUGACUUUGAAAUGAACGGACUCUGUCAUCUUUGUAGUCUUUUAAACAAAGGUGUUCAUAGAAAAUAUAAAAAAUCAAUUCCCUCUCUGCAUAAGUUUUGGUACACAAAUGAAACGAAAACUUGUAUAAGUCGAACCCACAAUGCUAAAUUUGAAAUUUUUGGAAGCAAAAAAGCCAAAACCCCUUACAAGAUAACGGUUGUUUAGUUUUGGACUGGUCCCCAGUCUGGUACUGAACUAAACACUUUCACUGCAUUCAUUUAUUUAUUUUAACAAGCUAAUAUUUUUGCUUUGAUUACAUGUGUUUGAAGAACAGCAAGAACUAAAUCAUUUAUUCUACUUUCUAAUAUUGUGCAGAAUUGAUUUGCAGUUUUUUUUUUUUAUAUUUUUUGCUUUUAUUUUCUUACAAAUGCUAUUGCACUGUGUUGUGUUUUACUGUCAUUGACAUAAUAAUAUUUAUUGCUGAACAUACAGAAAUAUUUGCUUCUUAAAAUUAUCGGACUAAAAUGAUAUAAAUUUUCACAGACAAAUAUAAAUAAUCAGCCGGGACCCCCAGUUUGGAGAUCCCUGAUAUAAACGGA